Messenger RNA from Amaranthus tricolor (Joseph's coat), 606 nucleotides. RefSeq names its product CEN-like protein 1. The transcript has 4 exons. The record is from RefSeq and is a predicted model, not a curated record. Gene Ontology annotation, biological process: flower development; vegetative to reproductive phase transition of meristem. NCBI's taxonomy places the organism in Eukaryota, Viridiplantae, Streptophyta, Magnoliopsida, Caryophyllales, Amaranthaceae. Bases 69 to 599 code for a protein of 176 amino acids.
ACUACUUGUCUACCAAAUAUUGUACACUUCUUACUCUCUUAGCUUAUUAACUGAUCACUUAAAGAUUUAUGUCUAUGGCAAGAGGUGUAGAACCUUUGAUAAUAGGGAGGGUUAUAGGAGAAGUAGUGGAUAUUUUUAACCCAAGUGUGAAGUUAAUUGUUACUUACAACUCAAGCAAGCAAGUUUGCAAUGGCCAUGAGCUUAUGCCGGCCGUCCUCAUCUCGAAACCUCGCGUUGAGAUCGGCGGUGAAGACAUGAGAAGUGCUUAUACUUUGAUCAUGGUUGAUCCAGAUGCUCCAAGCCCUAGUGAUCCAUACCUAAGGGAACAUCUCCAUUGGAUUGUGACAGACAUCCCUGGAACAACUGAUGUUUCAUUUGGGAAAGAAAUAGUGUGCUAUGAAACACCAAAGCCAGUGAUUGGAAUACACAGGUAUGUGUUUAUAUUAUUCAAGCAAAUAAGAGGAAGACAAACAGUUAGGGCACCAUCAUCAAGGGAUUGCUUCAACACAAGAAGGUUUGCCGCUGAAAAUGGGCUUGGCCUCCCGGUAGCCGUUGUCUACUUCAAUGCACAGAGAGAAACUGCUGCUAGAAGAAGAUGAUCUAUCA